Molecule: messenger RNA, 733 nt
Organism: Vespula pensylvanica (western yellowjacket)
Lineage: Eukaryota; Metazoa; Arthropoda; Insecta; Hymenoptera; Vespidae
Product: U8-agatoxin-Ao1a-like
Exons: 3
Coding region: 279-623 (114 amino acids)
Cellular component (GO): extracellular region
Molecular function (GO): ion channel inhibitor activity
Source: RefSeq, a predicted model, not a curated record
AAAUCCUCAUUCGCAUCCCGAGCAUCGUCGAGUACGAAGCUUAACCGGUGUCCUUUUCUCCUCAUAUCAAAAAAGAUAAAGAGAGAGAAAGAGAGAAGAUAUAAAAAAGUAAAUCAGAACAUUUUACGGUAUUAAGAGAAGCUAAUUUCUAUCUCUCAUAUUUUUUAUCCAUCGAUAUUCAACGAUAAAGAAAUAUUAUCCGAGAGAAAAGAGAGAGAAAGAGAGAGAAUAUUGUUGAAGAUAUAAUAAUAAAAAAGAGAUAGAAAGAGAUAGAAAAAAUGAAGUUCUCUUUGGUGUGGUUGUUCUGCUGUCUCGUCAUCCUGGCUGAAAGGACCCUUGGCAAUCCCUAUUUUGACGAAGAUUCGCUUGCUUUAGUCCCGGAAGAAGACUCAUUACAGGUAGUAGACUCAGACUAUUCAGACAAUGCCUUGGAGAAUUUAAUGCGAGCGGCUCAACAAAAGCGUUCCUCGUUGAUUCAUUUGUUCAGACGUGCCUGCAUAAGACGCGGUGGUAACUGCGAUCACCGGCCAAAGGAUUGUUGCUAUAGCUCGAGUUGCCGUUGCAAUUUAUGGGGUUCUAACUGUCAGUGUCAACGGAUGGGUCUCUUCCAAAAAUGGGGUUAAACUGGACGAUCCAAUCCCUAAAAUGACCCUGAUGAUCUCACUAUACCAAAUCCAACGCUCUUAUAUUUCAUUUCCUUAUACAUUGUAAACCCCGACCCGACCCAACCACC